Messenger RNA from Seminavis robusta, 876 nucleotides. The record is from the annotation of a GenBank genome assembly. NCBI's taxonomy places the organism in Eukaryota, Bacillariophyta, Bacillariophyceae, Naviculales, Naviculaceae.
AUGAAGACGCAGCCCCUUCCCUUGAUGCCUCGGUUGGCACUUGCCGGUAUCGUAUCCCCUCGUGUGGCCCCCACCAUAUCCAAAGAGUUGAUGGACACUGAUCAAGCCAACGACAGCUUCUCAGCGAGAAACGAGGCUCACAAUAAUCAGGAAAGCGUUCUUGCGACGAACUCGAACCAGGAUGAAACAGACUCCGUCGUGUCCUUCGAGUCAAUGGGAACCAUUGAGAGCUUUGCUCCUGAUCGCUACUCAUUUGUUCCAAACCAAGUAGAUAUCCUGAUCUUCUCUGAGGACAACGAACGGCUGAUGCAAGAAGAUGCCGUUGAAACCGUGUUGAUGCAGCACACCGAACCGACUAAGACCGUUUCUCAUGACUUUCAUGGGGCGACAUCAGAUUCUCAUUUCAUCUCGGACUCCGAAUCAGAGACUGGGUCGAGGACGGGAGGCCCCAGCCAGUCGCUGGCUGCGCUAUAUACCACCCCAGUCCACAUUGCCAUUGCUCAAGGGACUGCCCUCUCUGUUCUCAAAUUGAUCGUUCAAACAGGUCCUUCCGUGUUGCUGAAAAGGGAUGGUCCUCACGGCCUGACGCCCUUGGCCCUGUCACUGGAAACAAACCCGAGAGACAAACAAUUGCAUCGGUACCUGCUUGAGACACAGCCCAAGGCAGCCCGCCUAGCUAGCAGCUACGGACAAAAGCUCCCUCUCCACAUUGCCUGUCAACAGCAAGUUGAUAUCCAGGUCUUUAUGGCCUUGAUUCAAGCCAAUCCAUCUGCCCUAUACCAUUCCAACAGCAAAGGGUUGACUCCUUUGGCCAUUGCAUGCAAUCAACCGGAAUCAUCAUUGUUCCGUCAACAAGUCCUCCAGUUGCUUCGGUGA